Molecule: messenger RNA, 2559 nt
Organism: Naegleria fowleri
Lineage: Eukaryota; Heterolobosea; Eutetramitea; Acrasida; Naegleriidae
Exons: 1
Coding region: 1-2559 (852 amino acids)
Source: RefSeq, a predicted model, not a curated record
AUGUCUCUUCUUCAACUGCCCACAGAGUCGCUGUGCAGUAUUUGUUCAUUUCUCAUCGGAGAGUUAUUUGACAAUGACCGUGAUCGGGAACAAGCCAAAUUGAAACGAAUCUCACAUCGGAAGAGUCAUCAAUUAUUGAGUGAUCAUCAAAAUGAUGUUUUGGGAGAAAUUAUUGGAACAUCCCGAUUUUCAUUGAAUGAAAUGUUAAGCCUUUUCUCAUUGAAAUUUACAUGUAAAAAGAUGUUUCAAUUUGUACAUGAGAAUGAAGCCUUGUGGUUUUCCAUUGUUUUUGAAUUUCCAGGAAUUUUCAAUUAUCAGAGUCGGGUUGAGAGAUCUCGAUUUAUGAGUCAUCUGAUGAUGCAUCAAGAGGAAGAAUCAUCAUUAUCGGAACACUUUGAGAAUAGGAAUGAAACGGUUAUUUCCAAUAUGCAUGAUGACAUGUUCAAUGCUUUGGAACUAAUUCAUGUUUUGUGUGAUUGUAAAAAAGUUGUGAAAAGAUUGUGUUUGAAUUAUUCGGCAGAGGUGCUGAAUUUUCCGAAUGUUUUGGAAAAGAAGUUUCAAUACUUGAAUUAUCCUUCAACUGACACGCGUAGUAAUAAUUUGCCAAUAUUUGAUUGUAAAUUGUUAUUAGAGUUUUUCGCAGAAACAUUUCCUAAUAUUCAAGAAUUGUUGCUUUUCCAACGAGCGGGUAAGCUUGGAGCAAGACCAAACAUAUCGAGCUCGUUAAAUAUUUCUGUGAAAAAAAGUUGGAAGAAUAUGAAACAUAUUGCAGUGGAUAUUGUUUUUGAAAAUUGUGUACAAUUGUUAGUCGCACACCUGUCAUCAUUGGAGCGAAUCACAUUGGUAAAUCAUCAAAGCAAUUUUGGAAUUUUUGUAGAUGUUUGUCGACAAUUAAUUGAACAAGGAGUUUUCACAUCUGACAAAUUGGUUUCAGUCGAAUUAAUGGGCUCCAUAGAUUCAAAAUACUUCCACACUCUCCACACCAUGUUCAAAAAUUUCUACGGUGAACAGAAUUAUUCCAAGUAUAUUUCCAAGUUUAGAUCGUUCAAUGUUUUGCAGCUUAGUCCUUCCCAUGAAAUUACCAACACACAUUUUACGAGUUUAAUCUCUAAUUUGGUAGAUCUGACAUUGGUUCAAUACCAAAGCGCUGAUGUACUUGAUUUGAGUUCUUCCUCAUUUCCAAGUUUAAGAAUUCUUAAUUUGAAAGGAUGUAUGCAGGAUUUAGUGUUGAAGGGCAUGCGAGCUCCUGUUCUUCACUGUCUUCAUCUUCGAAUGUUUUGUAUUCCUGAACGUGACACAUUUUAUUCGCUCGCUCAUUUAACUCUUGAUAACUGCAAAGGUUCAGAUCCUGAAAGUUGGUUUGCACAGCACGAGGGUUUACGUACUUUCAAAAUUAUUACCUCCAAUAUGGUUCAUGAACGCAGUGCAGAAUUUUCUUUUAGAGAUCAUCCUAAAAUUGAGUCGAUCCGUGUUCAAGGAUCUGAGAAAGUGGAAAUCAUGGAUUGCAAUUCUCUUCGAAACAUCCAGAUUGAGAAUUGUAGAGAUGUGAAACUGUUGCUUCCACACGGUCAUUUAUCAAGUUUUGUGCUUCAUGACGACAUUGAGGCCAUGUCAGAUCAAUGCAUGUUAGAAAUGGACCUCGAACACUGUGCCACGUUCAUCGUGAGCACCAACUACAAGAGAACAUUUAUGUUUCAUCAAAGGACAACAAUAGAUCAUCUCAUAGUCAAGGAAAUGCACUUACUCAGCUGUCACCAAUUUGAUGAUCUACUCACCAAACACACGAUUACCAGAUUCAUUCAAUUAUCAAGUCAUAAUUCAUUAACCUCGACCGAGAGAUUCACGCUUUCAUUAGUCUCAGGUCUUGCUUCUGUAUGUGUGGAAAGAAAGCUUAAAUCGAAAAAUGGCUAUGAAAUAGAAUCAGUGGAAACAACUCCGACAUGUCUUCAACAACUUACAUGUUUGGAGAGCCUUGAAAAUGAAACUAUUCGUAACGUAACGUUCCAGAGAGUAUCAUGCAAUAUCAAUUGUGAGAAUAUCAAUUUACUGUGCUUGGUACGAUGUCAAAAAUUUUCAAUUUCUAAGAAAACUUUUGAAACUUUGAAAUAUUUAACAAUUUCACAUUUCGUAAGCACAGAACACCAACACUUGUCAUUGCGUGACAUGCCUCUUCUUUGUGAGAUUAAUGUGUUACAUUCAAAUAUUCAUUUUGAAUCCACAACACCUUUCACACACAUGUAUAUUCGAUCCAUGGUAUUUCAAUGCGCCUCACACAUUCAUCUCAAAUAUUUAACUGCUCCCAAGUUACUACGAUUGAUCAUUGAACGCGACGAAAUGUUUUACUCUUUGUCAAAUAGUGGCAUAGAAGAUGCUGUUAUUUUGCAUGAAUUACAUUGUCCAUGCUUACUGGUUAAAAUUAUUCCAGCAUUUUUUGAAAAGAAAAAUUGUUUCAUUCAAUUACCUUUUAUGGAAAAGAGAUCCAAAGUUGAUAGAACAAAAGACAGUAUCGAUCCCACCGUCACUAGUGACGGCCGUGGUAGUAGUUGUUUGAUCAUGUGA